GUCUGACUGGCGAGAUGACGCGGAGCCCUGCGCUGCUUCUGCUGCUGCCACCGUUGCUACUGGGGGCCCUCCCGUCGGCUGAGGCGGCGCGAGGACCCCCAAGAAUGGCAGACAAGGUGGUCUCACGGCAGGUGGCCCGCCUGGGCCGCACUGUGCGGCUACAGUGCCCGGUAGAGGGGGACCCACCACCGUUGACCAUGUGGACCAAAGAUGGCCGCACAAUCCACAGUGGCUGGAGCCGCUUCCGUGUGCUACCCCAGGGGCUGAAGGUGAAGGAGGUGGAGGCCGAGGACGCAGGUGUUUAUGUGUGCAAGGCCACCAACGGCUUUGGCAGCCUCAGCGUCAACUACACUCUCAUCGUUAUGGACGAUGUCAGUCCAGGGAAGGAGAGCCCCGGGCCUGGUGGCUCUUCUGGGGGCCAGGAGGACCCAGCCAGCCAGCAGUGGGCACGGCCUCGCUUCACACAGCCCUCCAAGAUGAGGCGCCGAGUGAUUGCACGGCCUGUGGGUAGCUCUGUGCGGCUCAAAUGUGUGGCCAGCGGGCACCCGCGGCCAGAUAUCACAUGGAUGAAGGAUGACCAGACCUUGACACGUCCAGAGGGCAGUGAGCACAGGAAGAAGAAGUGGACGCUGAGCUUGAAGAACCUGAAGCCCGAAGACGGUGGCAAGUACACGUGUCGCGUAUCCAACCGGGCGGGUGCCAUCAACGCCACCUACAAAGUGGACGUGAUCCAGCGCACCCGCUCCAAGCCUGUGCUCACGGGGACUCACCCUGUGAAUACAACAGUGGACUUCGGUGGGACAACAUCCUUCCAGUGCAAGGUGCGCAGCGACGUGAAGCCGGUGAUCCAGUGGCUAAAGCGGGUGGAGUACGGCUCUGAGGGUCGCCACAACUCCACCAUUGACGUGGGCGGCCAGAAGUUUGUGGUGUUGCCCACUGGUGAUGUGUGGUCACGGCCUGACGGCUCCUACCUCAACAAGCUGCUCAUCUCUCGGGCCCGCCAGGAUGACGCUGGCAUGUACAUCUGCCUGGGUGCAAACACCAUGGGCUACAGUUUCCGUAGUGCCUUCCUCACUGUAUUACCAGACCCCAAACCUCCAGGGCCUCCUGUGUCUCCUUCAUCCUCAACCACAAGCCUGCCGUGGCCUGUGGUGAUCGGCAUCCCGGCUGGUGCUGUCUUCAUCCUGGGCACCGUACUGCUCUGGCUUUGCCAGACCAAGAAGAAGCCUUGUGUCCCUGUGUCUACCCUUCCUGUGCCCGGGCAUCGGCCUCCAGGGACAUCCCGAGACCGCAGUGGUGACAAGGAACUGCCGUCAUUGGCUGUGGGCCUAUGUGAGGAGCAAGGGUCCACCAUGGUCCCCCAGCACAUCCUGGCCUCGGGCUCAACUGCCGGCCCCAAGUUGUACCCCAAACUGUACACAGAUGUGCACACGCACACACACCGCACACAUGCACACACACACUCUCAUGUGGAGGGCAAGCUUCACCAGCACCAGCGUGUCCACUAUCAGUGCUAACUGCAGCCAAUCUUCAAGCGCUGUGCCCUGAGGUAGGCAUAUGGGGACCAAGGCAGCAGGCUGGAAGGAUUGAGAACAGUGGAGGCAGAGUGGCUUAGGGUGGCCUGUGGUAGGCACUCACAAAUUUGGCCAUAUAGACAUGUGUUCUACCAGAUGAACUGACAGCCAGACCCCAACACAACACAUUUAAAAACACAAAUGUGUGCGCAAGUGCACGCACAACUUGAGAAGCCUUCAGGAGGAUUUGUGGUGUGACUUUUGCAGUGACAUGUAGCAAUGGCUAGUUGAAGGAAUCUCCCUCAAGUCUUAGUGGCCAUGGCCACUUCCCCACCCCUGCCCACCUGUGUCCCUGCCUGGCCUUGGUGGCUACUUUUGCCUACAUGUGCCCUGGGUGUCCAGGAGCCCACCAGCAACCUGGCUGGGGUGAGUAGGGCAAUCAUCCUGGAGAUUUGAGCCACCCUCCCCUUGCUAGAGAGAACGGCCUCAAUAUUUAUAUUUAAGAAGUGAAAUAAUAUUAAUAAUGAUGUAAGGAGGGCUUUGACACAGAAACUCUGACCUGCCCUGG
This is a messenger RNA of Acomys russatus (golden spiny mouse), 2082 nucleotides long. RefSeq names its product fibroblast growth factor receptor like 1 (gene Fgfrl1). NCBI's taxonomy places the organism in Eukaryota, Metazoa, Chordata, Mammalia, Rodentia, Muridae. Gene Ontology annotation, cellular component: plasma membrane. The record is from RefSeq and is a predicted model, not a curated record. Gene Ontology annotation, molecular function: fibroblast growth factor receptor activity; fibroblast growth factor binding.